UUUUUUAUAAAUUACGAAAAAUAUCACAGAGAAAGCACUGCUGGUGAUACAUUAGGAGUCAAUUCUUUAAUCUGUUCUUUCGCGCAAAAUGGGUUUGCAAUUUGGUAAUUUACCAAUACGAAUUCGUAGAAUUGUAUAUUACAGUCUGUCGCCAUUGGAGCAACGAGCCUGGGCAAAAUCGAUAACGCACGGAGUGCCCCAUAUGAUGAAAAGAAUAAUGCGUUUACUUCCACCGAUGAUUCCAGGAUUUACAAUGACAGUUGUGGUGAUUACGUGGGCGAAUGCAGCACAUGAUCGAUAUACUCGCAAAGAUCCCAAAUUAUACGAGGGCGACAAGUGAAUGCAAACAUUGAUUAAACUAAUUUUAACAAGCUAUUUUUGCUUUAUAAAUAAAAUUUCCAUUCGAUAUUGUUAUCUGUUUGAAAUUGUUUCCAGAGUUUAAUGA
Messenger RNA from Acromyrmex echinatior (Panamanian leafcutter ant), 445 nucleotides. RefSeq names its product cytochrome b-c1 complex subunit 8. Gene Ontology annotation, biological process: mitochondrial electron transport, ubiquinol to cytochrome c. Gene Ontology annotation, cellular component: respiratory chain complex III. NCBI's taxonomy places the organism in Eukaryota, Metazoa, Arthropoda, Insecta, Hymenoptera, Formicidae. The record is from RefSeq and is a predicted model, not a curated record.